Messenger RNA from Felis catus (domestic cat), 3622 nucleotides. RefSeq names its product AGBL carboxypeptidase 5 (gene AGBL5). The transcript is spliced from 16 exons. Gene Ontology annotation, molecular function: zinc ion binding; metallocarboxypeptidase activity. The coding region runs from base 593 to 3253 and encodes 886 amino acids. The record is from RefSeq and is a predicted model, not a curated record. Gene Ontology annotation, biological process: protein deglutamylation; proteolysis. NCBI's taxonomy places the organism in Eukaryota, Metazoa, Chordata, Mammalia, Carnivora, Felidae.
GAGUUGGGAAGCAGGUUCUUUGCCCGAACUUGUUUCCGGCUUCCUUUGUUUCUGUGCGGCUUGGAGGGACUCGGCAGGAGAGCUCCUUUUAUAAAGCGGGGUGGGGAGCUUUCCCCCAAAUCUUCUAGGUCUUGUCAGAGUAAUGUGGCGUUGGUAAGCAUUAGGGAGGAAUUGGCAGGCGCCAGAGACAGCGGAGCCUUCGAUAGCUCAGUUGGUAGAGCGGAGGACUGUAGUGGUACGAGUUGCGGCAAUCCUUAGGUCGCUGGUUCGAUUCCGGCUCGAAGGACUUCGUACAAUCUUUUUAGCUUCCAACUCAAGCCAGUCAAGUCGUAGGGAGAAAGUUUCACUCAGAGGCCCGCUGUGGAUUUGCAGGAGCACGGCAGAUGUUCGGUGAAACACUUGUGCAGUGAGUCUUCCGGUUUAUUUCUUGGUCACUUUUCUCUUGCCCUCCUCCCAGCGGGCAGGCCGUUAACCGUCUUCUGAGAAGACCCCGGUGGAACCCUCUGGCCGGAUCUGCCCGCCGAGCCCCCAAAAGCCACUGGCUCAGCUCUCAGGGCCAGAGUGGGCAGGAGGAUGCUUUCCCAGCCUCACCAUGGAGCUGCGCUGUGGGGGAUUGCUGUUCAGUUCUCGCUUUGAUUCAGGGAACCUAGCCCACGUGGAGAAGGUGGAAUCUGUGUCUAGUGACGGGGAAGGAGCAGCAGGUGGGGCAUCAGCCCCCACCAGUAGCAUUGCCUCUUCUCCUGACUACGAGUUCAACGUGUGGACCCGACCGGACUGUGCUGAGACGGAGUUUGAGAAUGGGAACAGGUCAUGGUUCUACUUCAGUGUCCGGGGAGGAACUCCAGGGAAACUCAUCAAGAUCAACAUUAUGAACAUGAAUAAGCAAAGCAAGCUAUACUCCCAGGGCAUGGCCCCCUUUGUGCGCACACUCCCCACCCGGCCACGCUGGGAACGCAUUCGAGAUCGGCCCACCUUUGAGAUGACAGAGACGCAGUUUGUGUUAUCCUUUGUCCACCGUUUCGUGGAGGGCCGUGGGGCCACCACCUUCUUCGCCUUCUGCUACCCCUUCUCCUACAGUGACUGCCAGGACUUGCUAAACCAGCUGGACCAGCGCUUUCUGGAGAACCACCCUACCCAUAGCAGCCCCCUGGACACCAUUUACUACCACCGUGAGAUCCUUUGCUAUUCUUUGGACGGACUUCGUGUAGAUCUGUUAACGAUCACUUCCUGCCAUGGGCUUCGAGAAGAUCGAGAGCCCCGUCUAGAGCAGCUAUUUCCUGAUACUGGCACCCCCCGACCCUUCCGUUUCACAGGCAAGAGGAUAUUCUUCUUAAGCAGUAGGGUACACCCUGGGGAGACUCCAUCUAGCUUUGUCUUCAAUGGCUUUCUGGACUUCAUCCUUCGACCUGAUGACCCCCGGGCCCAAACCCUGCGUCGCCUCUUUGUCUUUAAGCUGAUUCCCAUGUUGAACCCCGACGGUGUGGUCCGGGGCCACUACCGCACAGACUCGCGUGGAGUGAACCUGAACCGUCAGUACCUGAAGCCCGAUGCAGUCCUGCACCCAGCCAUCUACGGGGCCAAAGCUGUGCUUCUCUACCACCAUGUGCACUCCAGACUGAACUCCCAGGGUCCCUCUGAGCACCAGCACAGUCCCCAUCUCCCUCCUGAUGCUCCCCUUUCUGACCUCGAGAAAACCAACAAUAUCCAAAAUGAAGCUCACCUUGGGCACGCGUCUGACGGGGAUGACCCUGAAGGCUGGACACAGACCGAGUCGGCAGAACAGAAGCCCAGCGGUGUGUGGAUUAUGCCACAACGGUCCGCUGAGGUUGAGCAGCCGGCCCCCGACACCAUCCCGCCUAAAGAGAGUGGCGUCGCUUACUAUGUGGACCUGCACGGACAUGCUUCCAAAAGGGGCUGCUUCAUGUAUGGAAACAGUUUUAGUGAUGAGAGCACCCAGGUGGAAAACAUGCUGUAUCCAAAGCUCAUCUCCUUGAACUCAGCACACUUCGACUUCCAGGGUUGCAAUUUCUCAGAGAAGAACAUGUAUGCCCGAGACCGCAGAGAUGGCCAGUCUAAGGAGGGAAGCGGCCGGGUUGCAAUCUACAAAGCCUCAGGGAUAAUCCACAGCUACACACUUGAAUGCAACUACAACACCGGACGCUCAGUUAACAGCAUCCCUGCCGCCUGCCAUGACAACGGGCGGGCCAGCCCCCCUCCCCCGCCGGCUUUCCCCUCCAGAUACACUGUGGAACUGUUUGAACAGGUGGGACGAGCUAUGGCCGUUGCAGCUCUGGACAUGGCAGAAUGCAAUCCAUGGCCCCGAAUUGUACUGUCAGAGCACAGCAGCCUCACGAACCUCCGCGCCUGGAUGCUAAAACACGUGCGCAGCAGCCGCGGCCUGAGCAGCACUGUGAACGUGGGGGUCAACAAGAAGAGAGGCUCUCGAACUCCACCCAAAAGUAACAACGGCUUGCCUGUUUCCUGCUCUGAAAAUCCCUUGAGCCGUGCACGCAGUUUUAGCACUGGCACGAGUGCCGGUGGCAGCAGCAGCAGCCAGCAAAACUCUCCACAGAUGAAGAACUCCCCCAGCUUUCCUUUUCAUGGCAGUCGGCCCACAGGGCUGCCAGGCCUGGGCUCUAGCACUCAAAAGGUCAGCCACCGGGUGCUGGGCCCCGUCAGAGAGCCCCGAAGCCAGGACAGGAGACGGCGGCAGCAGCCACUGACCCAUCGCCCUACUUCAAGCGGCCUGGCCUCAUCCCCAAAUCCUGCUAGUUCUAGCCCAGCAGCCUCACACAACAUGGGCUCCUGCCUACUCCCCAGCUCAUUCAGCAUAUCAGGGAGCAGCUGCUCAUUCCUGUCCUCAGGCGACAAGCCAGAGGCUGUCAUGGUGAUUGGGAAAGGGCUGCUAGGGACUGGACCUCGGAUCCCCUGUAUCAGGACACGACUGCAGGCUAGGCCCAGGUUGGGCCGGGGCUCACCGCCGACUCGCAGAGGGAUGAGAGGCUCUUCGGGCCCCACAUCCCCUACACCCCGGACCAGGGAGAGCAGUGAGCCGGAGCCAGGACCCAGCUCUGCACCAGGGCUGCCUCACGCCGGGCCCCCACGGCCCCGCUCUGCCCCUGCCUUUUCUCCUAUUUCCUGUAGUCUAUCUGACUCCCAGUCCCGGAUGUGUUACAGCGGGGGGCCUUUGGGCCAGCCUGAGGUUUGUUUUGUCCCUAAAUCACCCCCACUCACUGUUUCUCCCCGGGUCUGAUGCCUCCACCUCCAUGCCCAGGAUAUAGCCCCAAGAUGGGGUACACAGGGAGAAAUGUGCUAGCCUCCUCCCUCAGCUGUUGAUUCCAUGUGACAACCAUAACUCCUAUAUGAACAGACAGUGAAUACCAGCCACACUGUUCUGAGACAUCCCAGAGCAUCACCUUGAGACAGCACAAAGCAGAAACCUGCUACCCCAUCCCUCCCUCCACAGCACAAGAUUUUGGGACCACAAAAAACAUAUAUCUAUAUUUUUAUAUUGGGGGGAGGGAGUAGAAAAAGCCCCUAUACUGGGCCCUACUCAGUGGCAGCUUCUUGUUCCAUAGGGUUAAGGAAGACUUUGAGGAAAUAAAAGUUGUUUGGAAAAAUC